UAAGCUAGCCUACUCACCAUUCCACUACCUUAACUCAAACCCCCAUCUCUUCUCAAAGACACAAGCCAGCACAAACAAACAUGUCAGAACAAUCCAAAAACACUACUCUUCGAAACAGAAAAGAAAGUUCAGAAGUAACACUCGAAACUAAAACUGAAAAUCAGCCUCUCCCGCAAGAUUUUCCUCUUCCCGACACAGAAGAGAAACAAACCCGGAGACAAAAAGCAGUUAGUCAAACGUUUUUAACCUCAGCCAACUUAGCCAAUCAUUUACCAACUGGAACAGUUCUUGCUUUCCAGUUUCUAGCACCCAUUUUCUCAAACCAGGGCGAGUGUGACUCAGCGAGCCGGCUCAUAACUGCCGGGUUAGUAACUAUCUGUGGACUUUCAUGUAUCCUGUCGACCUUCACCGAUAGCUUCCGAGACAAGAAAGGUACCGUGUGUUACGGGUUUGCUACGGUUAAUGGAUUAUGGAUUAUGGAUGGAUCAGCGACUCUUCCACCUGAACUUGCUGCAAAUUACAAGCUGAGAUUUAUAGAUUUCGUGCAUGCAAUUAUGGCAGCACUUGUAUUUGCUUCUGUUAUUCUGUUUGAACAGAAUACGGUGUCUUGCUUCUAUCCGUCGCUGACGGUUGAGAACCGGAAGAUUCUUAUGGCGAUGCGAGUUGGUAUUGGUGUGAUUUGUAGUAAGUUGUUUGUUGUUUUCCCUACCAAGCGCCAUGGAAUUGGCUUCCCUCUCCCUGAUGCUUGAUACUAUUUGAAGUUUCUUUUCUCAGAUUAGUUCAGUUGAGUUUCUCUUUGUAUUAGUUAGAAUUUUCACUAUAAAUUUGUGAAAGUAUGGUAGUUUUCAAUCUAAUAUCAAUAAAAGAGAGAUUCUAAUUUCUAUUAA
This is a messenger RNA of Mercurialis annua (annual mercury), 887 nucleotides long. RefSeq names its product protein DMP6-like. NCBI's taxonomy places the organism in Eukaryota, Viridiplantae, Streptophyta, Magnoliopsida, Malpighiales, Euphorbiaceae. The record is from RefSeq and is a predicted model, not a curated record. The transcript has a single exon. Gene Ontology annotation, biological process: endomembrane system organization. The coding region runs from base 81 to 749 and encodes 222 amino acids.